UGCGUCAUUGUUAUUGUGGUGGUUGACGCUCCAGCUGCAAACAGGGAUUUCGCUUCAAUUUCGCUCACAUUUUGGAAAUUAAAAACUGCUUUAACGAUUGAACCCGCAAGUUUUACCAGCACAAUGUCGCUCCAGAAGGACGUUUCCUCGGACGAGAGUUUGCAAGGUUCCUGGGUCGAGCUGCAUUUCAGUGGCACAGGCUCUCGAAGCGCCAGUCAUCACGGAAGCCAGGAGCAGAUCCCCACGACCAGUCAGGAGUGUGACGUGGAGAAAAUGCUGCUGGAGGCACAGCACGAGUCAGGAAGGAACAGCUCCAGAGGAAGCUCUCAGUGCAACAGCCCACUUAGAGCACAGACCCCCCUUCUUCUGUGGAGAGGCUCAGAGGGAAACAGCUCACAGUCGGAUGAAGACUUCCAAGAAAGAAGGCGGGAAGUAGAGAACAUGAUGAAGAAAAAUGCUGACUGGAUUUGGGACUGGUCCAGUCGACCUGAGAACAGUCCUCCAAAGGAGUUCCUGCUGAAGUACCCUAAGCGCUCGACCUGUCUCAGCAUCAGGAACACCAGCGUCAUGAAGAAGGGAGGUGUCCUCUCUGCUGACUUUCUCAAGCUUUUCCUGCCCUCAUUAAUCAUUUCUCACAUACUAGCUGUUGGACUAGGGAUAUAUAUUGGGAAGCGUCUUACUUCACACAACACCUACUGAUUACGGGAGGAUGUAUUUUGACACCUUGUCACCUUUUUGUGACCGUCUUGGCAUGCCUUAAAAAAGGACCCUCGGCAUAUCACUGGGGAUGUGGCAAUGUGACACUGUUUAAUUUUGACUGAGUGCCCCGCAUCACCCUCACAGCUUGGACAGUUCAGGGUUCUGUCGCUGGUGUUUUAUGGUGAAAACACCAUAAAACAUCACAAUAAUGAACCCUCCCUGCUUCGCCUGGCCUGAACAUGACUGUUUUGCUGCUUUCUGCUCCGUAAAUUUGCACGUUAAGAAACUUAAAUGUAUACUGUGUGUCAUUUACUUUUUGCAAAGAGGGAUCACUUAAAUUUUUUUGGUUAUUAGUUUAGUGAUUUUAUAUUUUAAAGACCAGCUAUUGUUUGACUUUCUUGUUAAAGGGAUUAUUAGUUUAGUGAUGGCAAUACGUGCAAUUACAUCUUGUCACUUGAAAAAUCAAUAGCUUGUUGAUUCAUUUUGUUCAGCAAACAAAAUAAAAUAAAAAGAUUUACAAAGUAAA
Messenger RNA from Cheilinus undulatus (humphead wrasse), 1225 nucleotides. It is a transcript of the gene bnip4, whose product is annotated as BCL2 interacting protein 4. Gene Ontology annotation, cellular component: mitochondrial outer membrane; nucleus; mitochondrial envelope. The transcript is spliced from 6 exons. Gene Ontology annotation, biological process: mitochondrial outer membrane permeabilization; positive regulation of apoptotic process. The record is from RefSeq and is a predicted model, not a curated record. NCBI's taxonomy places the organism in Eukaryota, Metazoa, Chordata, Actinopteri, Labriformes, Labridae. Bases 124 to 699 code for a protein of 191 amino acids.